Molecule: messenger RNA, 3496 nt
Organism: Strongylocentrotus purpuratus (purple sea urchin)
Lineage: Eukaryota; Metazoa; Echinodermata; Echinoidea; Camarodonta; Strongylocentrotidae
Gene: tbc1d2b
Product: TBC1 domain family member 2B
Exons: 30
Coding region: 10-3339 (1109 amino acids)
Source: RefSeq, a predicted model, not a curated record
UAGAGCCGCAUGCUUGUUAUCAGUUCAGAAAGCAAGAUGGCAGCGCCCGGGAGAAAGGAAGUUUCGUCACCGGACGGACGAAGCAGCGAGUUGUUGAAAGCAAAUUCCCCUUCCGCUCCCCUGGCUAACGUCCCAACAGGCGUGCUGAUCUCAUUUGAGGAUGAUGUCAUGCCUGUACCUCCAAGAAGAAACAAAUCCCUUGUAAAGAAGUCUAAAAUGGAACCGGGCUGCGAGCCAAGCAAAUCCGAUCGGGGGGCGUUGCUCCCCUCCAUCAACCCGGAACUCUCCGCGAAGGAUUCUCCCGGUUUCAUAGCCGUUUCCGAUUCCGCGGGUGGUGGUUGCGACGACGACGUGAAAAGUGCCGCGAUCGCAGACAAGUCAAGUUGUGAAACUGCCGAAAUGGAGGAAGAUUUUCAAAAGGAAGGAAAUACAAACACAUGUCGUUCAGAGCUGAGACACAAUUCGAGUAGCAGUGAGGAUCAGUCAGUAAAGCUGUGUGGGUACCUGGACAAACAAGGAGAGAAAGGGCUCAUCAAAUCAUUCAAAACAAGAUGGUUUGUCUUUGAUGAUCAAAGAUGUCGUCUGUACUACUAUCGGACACCUCAAGAUGUCUCUCCACUAGGAUCAAUAGAUGUUGCCAACUCCUCCCUCACGUUCGAUGUUGCCAAUCCAGGAGCACACCGGCAAUUCCAGAUACACACGGAGGGCAGGACGUACAUACUUCAAUGCAAGGAUCAGCAUACCAUGAUGUUCUGGUUGCAGGAGCUACAGGAGAGAAGGAGAGCUUACAGCAGUCAGAAGACAUCACUUUCUAAAGAGCGAUCACUGACCAGAUAUUCAGUACUACAACCAUCGUCUGGUCUUCUCAGUACUCAAAGAAUGAAGGAAAAGAUGAACAGCUCUUGCUCAGAGUCUGAUAUCCCCCCUGUGAUGGCCUAUGUGGAACCUCCCAGGCAUUCAGUUGGGGAAGCUACGGCCAAUACCACUCAGAAAACGGGGAUGUUCAACUUAUCCCUGACAAGCAUUAAAUCAGACUUUCGAAAUCAGAUGUCAAAUUUUAGCAUGAAAUGGAAGUUGCAAUCGCCCAACAGCGAGACACCGCCCGAUGACUUCAACGGUGAAGGUAUGCAGACAGAUGCAGCAAAACAAGCUGAACAGAUCAAACAGAAAAGUUUUGAGAAGAAGGAUGUAGUGGGACACAUCGGAGGAGCAAAGUCAGCAUUUAAAAAAAAGCUAAGUACUGGUAAUAGCUCUGCUUUUGGGAAUCCAGCCUCACCACCAUCUAAACCUGCCAGUACAACCUGGUUUGAGGACUAUGACUGCAAAAACUGCCAGCAGCUCGUAGCUGAGGUCAAACAACUGAGUGAGGAGCUGUGUCUCGUGAGAAAAGAGUUGAACGAGAGUAAAGAAUUGAUAGACCUCCUUCAUAAGCAACUCACUGCCUCUCAAAUGCAGUCCACCAGCAAUCGUGAGUUUUCAUUGUGCCAGACGGACCAGGAGAAGCUUCACGUCGUCCAGAGGAAAGACAAACAACUGAUUCAGCUAGAACAACUCCUGCAGGAGAUCAGGCAGGAUAGAGACAGUUUCAAGAUCCAACUUGGCUCUUGCAAAAAGGAGGUGCGCGACCUGAGAGAGCAGAUCAACAUGUUCACUGAUCUCAUACAGGCUAAAGAUCAAGUCGUCAUGUCACUGACAAUGAGGGUCAGCGAACUUGAGAGGAACGAACCAUUAGUUGUAAAGACUGACCCACCUCUGGAAUUAAGUCAAGAAAUUGAGGGUAAUGUCAACCUAGCUGGAAACACCCCUGCUGAAGUAGUGGAGCAUGCUCUCCUCAACACACAGUCCUAUGUAGACCCUAUGGAAUAUGAGACUUUGAAGGACUCAGCGACAGCGUUUGAGAUUCAGAAUAAGUUCCUGAAUAAAGAGAUCUUAGAGCUGAACCAACUAAGAUGUGAUGCUAUCACCAGAGAGAAAUUACUCCUAGAGAAAUAUAUUUACAUGGAAGCCGAUUUUUGCAAGACUGAGAGUAAAUACCUUCUACUUCUGAAUGAGGUCAGAGGGCCACAGAGAGAAAAAGGAAGUAAGGAUUCUGAUGAUAUCAUUUCUAAACUGCUGGCCGAGGCCAUGGAUUCUGAAAUAGGCGAGGAGAAGACAAAGUCUUACUCAGAAACAGCAAAAGAGCAAUUGUUUGAUAAGUAUGGUUUCAUCAGGGAUCACAAGGCAGAGAUCGAAGAGGAAAACGCCCUCUUGAGUCAAGCGGCAAAGCUACAGAGGAGGUCAGAUGAAAUCAAGUCUAGACAUUCUACACUAGAAGUAUCUAGAGCAGUGAAAUGGGAGAACUAUGUUGUCGCUCAUCCGGAGAAGGAACUCAUCAUGACGCCUGAACUGAAGUCUCUGAUUAGAGGUGGUAUACCACAUGAAUAUAGAGCAAGGCUUUGGAAAUGGUGUGUGGACUUGCGUGUCAGGCAAGAUAAAGAAACAACAGGUGUGGGCUAUUAUCAAAGGCUACAAAACAGUAAGAGCUUCAAGUCCAGCCCAGCAACGAAGCAAAUAGAGCUUGAUCUUUUGAGGACACUGCCAACAAACAGACACUAUGAGAAAAUGGAAUCACAGGGGAUCCCCAAGUUGAGGAGAGUUCUUCUUGCAUACAGCGUACACAACCCAGCCAUUGGAUACUGCCAGGGAUUAAAUCGAGUUGCUGCCAUAGCUUUGCUCUACCUAGAGGAAGAAGAUGCAUUUUGGUGCCUGAUAGCUAUUGUGGAGUACAUCAUGCCAAUGGACUACUACAGCAAGACGCUGAUUGGUUCUCAGACGGAUCAAAGAGUUUUCAGGGAGCUUCUUGCAGAGAAAAUUCCGAGACUCCACUCCCACUUUGAGGAAUACUCAAUUGACCUUUCGUUGGUGACCUUCAACUGGUUUGUGACCUGCUUCUGUGAUAACAUUCCUGCAGAGACGAUGCUUCGAAUCUGGGACACAUUUUUGUCGGAGGGAAACAAAGUUCUCUUUAGAUACUCCCUGGCUGCGUUCAAGAUCUUUGAGGAAGAACUGCUGAAACAGAACGAUUACCUCAGGAUCUUUGCCGUCCUACGACGAAUGCCAGAGAUGCUGACAGAUGUACAGAAACUUACGCAGAUUGCCUUUGAUGAGCUUAAUCCAUUUCCAAGGAGACAUAUCAACAACAAGAGAACCAUCCAUCGAGCACAUGUCAAGCAACAACUUGACGAGCUUGAGGCCAUCAGAGCAGAGUUUGUUCCGCGGCAUUCGCAGAAUGGGGAUGAUCUUGCCAGCGAUGAAGAGGAGGAUUACGACCAGGUCGAGGCGUUAGGAGGAGCUUCCUGAAUGAGGGUGUUUCACAAAGCCUUUUUUGACAAAUAUCAGUGACAAAUCUGCCAAGAACCAAUCAGAAGCAAGGAUUUCACUAGCUUAUAACAAAAACUGUCAUUUGUCACUGAUGACAAGUUUUUGUGAAACGCCCCCCUGGAGGGUGUUUCACAAA